Molecule: messenger RNA, 1615 nt
Organism: Drosophila serrata
Lineage: Eukaryota; Metazoa; Arthropoda; Insecta; Diptera; Drosophilidae
Gene: Flo2
Product: flotillin-2
Biological process (GO): regulation of myoblast differentiation; protein localization to plasma membrane
Cellular component (GO): flotillin complex; cytoplasmic vesicle; plasma membrane
Molecular function (GO): protease binding
Source: RefSeq, a predicted model, not a curated record
CCCCCCAAAUCGCGUGUGAAUACAAUCGAGCUUAAUUGUUAAUUUAAUACCAAAAAAAUAAAUAAGAAAACUACAUACAAGGCAGUGAACUUGACCUUCGAUGUGAGACAAUAACAAGCUUUAUAAACAAAAGUUCUCGAUGAAAGUUAAAGUGUUGCUUGAUCAAUUAUUAUAUUAAAUCAUAACAAAUACUGAUCAUUAUAUAGUUUCUGAAGUUAUCCCCCUUGAACCCGAUUAUUUUGUUGUAUUAAUUUCUUAUGGUGUGACGCCAUUAGUGAUAACAAUUUGUGCGAUAACACUGCGGACUCCCAGAUGACGUCAAAUAUAAGCCCGUAAUGAUUUAAUUAAAAGAGAUAGAGUAUCUGGACAGGUGCUGCUAUCUUGGGCUAUCUUUGCCUGUUUUACCUGCUGUUUUACCCUGUUUAUUUUUGGAGCCCACAAAAAACUAAGCGACAUUAGUUUCCCGGCAACAUGUCCGAUGUCUGGUUGGGUGUCUUCAAGGUGGCCCUAAUUGUGGGCGUCACCUCGCUGGUGGUCACUCGGAACGCUUACAGUCGAAGAGGUGUACAAGGACCGCGACCAAUUCGCGGCCUUGGUCCGCGAAGUCGCCGCUCCUGACGUGGGCCGCAUGGGCAUCGAGAUCCUCUCGUUCACCAUCAAGGAUGUGUACGAUGAUGUCCAGUACUUGGCAUCGCUGGGCAAGGCCCAGACCGCUGUGGUCAAGCGGGAUGCCGAUGCGGGUGUGGCCGAGGCCAAUAGGGAUGCCGGCAUAAGGGAGGCCGAGUGUGAGAAGAGUGCCAUGGAUGUGAAAUACUCGACGGAUACGAAAAUCGAGGAUAAUACGCGCAUGUACAAGCUGCAGAAGGCCAAUUUCGAUCAGGAGAUCAAUACGGCAAAGGCUGAGUCGCAAUUGGCCUACGAAUUGCAGGCGGCCAAGAUUCGUCAGCGGAUACGUAACGAGGAGAUUCAAAUUGAGGUCGUUGAGCGUCGCAAGCAGAUCGAGAUUGAGUCACAGGAGGUGCAGCGUAAGGAUAGAGAGCUCACCGGCACCGUCAAGUUGCCCGCCGAGGCGGAGGCUUUCCGUUUGCAGACCCUGGCCCAGGCCAAGCAAUGCCAGACCAUCGAGAGUGCCCGUGCCGAGGCGGAGCGCAUCCGUAAGAUUGGCUCGGCGGAGGCCCAUGCCAUUGAGCUGGUGGGCAAGGCCGAGGCCGAAAGGAUGCGCAUGAAGGCGCAUGUGUAUAAGCAGUACGGCGAUGCUGCCAUUAUGAAUAUUGUCCUUGAAUCGCUGCCCAAGAUUGCCGCCGAGGUGGCUGCCCCGCUGGCCAAGACAGAGGAAAUUGUCCUAAUCGGUGGCAAUGAUAAUGUGACCAAUGAUGUGACCCGCCUGGUGGCCCAACUCCCGCCAUCGAUCAAUGCUUUGACCGGUGUGGAUCUAUCCAAGGUUCUCUCCAAGAUACCUGGGGCCAAGGCGUGAAAUCUAAUGGAAUGGGAUGAUAUCCAGCACAUGGCAAUGACAACGUAACGCAGCGCAAAGGAAUUGUAAACCGGAAAAAGGAAAUACACAGCAGAGGGGAAGGCAGAAGGAGCAGCAGAGCAGAAGGAGAGAGCUGAAAAG